Messenger RNA from Phyllopteryx taeniolatus (common seadragon), 2006 nucleotides. RefSeq names its product ETS variant transcription factor 4 (gene etv4). Bases 242 to 1795 code for a protein of 517 amino acids. The record is from RefSeq and is a predicted model, not a curated record. Gene Ontology annotation, molecular function: sequence-specific DNA binding; DNA-binding transcription factor activity, RNA polymerase II-specific. NCBI's taxonomy places the organism in Eukaryota, Metazoa, Chordata, Actinopteri, Syngnathiformes, Syngnathidae. The transcript has 12 exons. Gene Ontology annotation, biological process: regulation of transcription by RNA polymerase II; cell differentiation. Gene Ontology annotation, cellular component: nucleus.
GCAUGCUGUGCAAUCACUGGCCAUCACUUCCCCUCGGCGUUUCGGUCUUUCUUUCCUUUUUUUUGUGAAUGGAGCUCAUUAUGCAUGCAUCCUCCACGCAGCUCCAUUCAACCUCCUCCUCUUCCUCGCUAGUCUUCCUCCUCCUCCUCCUCCCUCGUCAGGUUUUUUUAUUUUAUUUUUGCAGGCUGCAUGCGCGGCUCCCCGCUCCGCUUCGGCCCAAAUGACCGCAGACGGCUGACGGAUGGACCGGAUCAUGGAUGCAUACUUGGACCAGCAAGUGCCUUUCACGUUAGCAAACAAGUCGCAAGGAAAUGGGCCCCCAAAUAGACUGUUGAUGGCCGCCAAAAGGAAAUGCAUGGACACAGAAUUGCCCCCUCAGGAAUCCGAAGACCUCUUCCAGGAUUUAAGCCAACUCCAAGAGACGUGGCUGACAGAAGCUCAGGUUCCCGACAGCGACGAGCAGUUUGUUCCAGAUUUCCACUCAGAGAACUCGGUGGCCUUUCACAGCCCGCCCGUCACCAUCAAGAAGGAGCCGCAGAGCCCGGGCUCGGACCCCAGUCAGUCGUGCAGCCACAAGCCCAACUUUGGCUACGCCGCAAGCGGAGAGCAGUGCCUUUACGCCAGUGCCUAUGAGCAGAAAAGGGCCGCCGCAGGGGCGACCAAGCGGUCCUGCCCGGGCAACCCCAUGUCCCCCAUGCAGCAGCAUUAUUCCCCGAAACCCGCGGCGACCGGCCGGCCCGACGCCGGCUACAUGAACCCUGCCGCCGCCUCGCAGCCGCUGCCCAGCAACGCCUACCCCCUCAACGCCAGAUAUCAAGGCCCCUCGGGUGACCCCGUGUGCCCCCAGUUCCCUGCACCCUCGCAGGCCUUUCAACGAAUGCCCUCCGCCCCAGCGGGACACGGCAGCGGUGGACUUCCGGGCGGGGGCGGGGGCUACCACCGGCAGCACUCGGACCCCUGCAUGCCCUACCUCCAGCAGAGCUUCAAACAAGAGUACAUGGACCCCCUGUACGAGCGGGCGGGUCACGUGGGGGCGCACUGCGCGGGACCGGGGCAAGGCCGAGGGCACGGACCCCAACACCCGCACCUGCACCCGCACAGGUUCCCGCCGGCGCACAUGAUGGUCAAGCAGGAGCCUGCAGAUUAUGCCUACGACACAGAUGUGUCUGGCUGUUCUUCCAUGUACCACCACAGUGAGGCCUACGCAACCCCCCAGCCGCCCCCCGAUGGUUACGGGUUUGAGAACGACUCCCGCGUGGUUCCGGAAAAGUUUGAAGCAGGCGAGGUGAAGCAGGAACCGGGCGGCAGCGGAGGCGGCGUAUUCCGCGAGGGGACGCCCUACCAGCGACGAGGCUCGCUGCAGCUGUGGCAGUUCCUGGUGGCCCUGCUGGACGACCCCGGCAACGCGCACUUCAUCGCCUGGACCGGCCGCGGGAUGGAAUUCAAGCUCAUCGAGCCUGAAGAGGUUGCCCGAUUGUGGGGGAUGCAGAAGAACCGCCCCGCCAUGAACUACGACAAGCUGAGUCGCUCUCUGCGCUACUACUACGAGAAGGGAAUCAUGCAGAAGGUGGCGGGCGAGCGCUACGUGUACAAGUUCGUGUGCGAGCCCGAGGCGCUCAUCUCGCUGGCGUUCCCCGACAAUCAGCGGCCCAGCCUGAAGGCCGAGUUCGAGCGCUACGUCAACGAGGAGGACACGGUGCCGCUGUCCCACCUGGACGAGGGGGGCGCGGCCUACAACGCCGCCGAACAUCCCCCUCACGGUGUCCAGCCCUACUCCAAAGGCUACAUGUACUAAACCCCCGCCUCACCAAUCCUUUACUGUACCCUAAAACAUCAUCAUACCCCCCCCCCCCCAUGCACCUCUUGCACACGCCCUCCCCACUCCACUUGUAUAUACACUACAGCUAUGGUGUUUUUGUUUUCCGAGCCUUCCUGUCACAUCCGAGGCCUCGAAAUACGACUGUGGAUCAAGAGAUUGCUUAAUAAAUACUCCAAAUUAUACACAA